UAUAUUACUAAGUUGCACGUUUUUUACACGGGAGGCAAACAAAUGAAAUGAAACCGUUGUGAACUGUAAGCUUAGCAAACCCCCAAAAAAGGAAAAAACAAACAAUUUUCAUUCUAACUUCUAAGCUUUGUUAAUGAAGAAAGAAGAAAAAGCCAACUCCAAAAUAGUAGAUGCAUUAUCUUCACAAAUUCCAACACAAAUUCGAUCAACCUUCACAAUCUUUUUCCUUCACCCUUUUCUCUGUCUCUUGUGUUAGAGAGAGAAAUUGAAGUUUCAUCUUCUAGAGAGAUAAAGUAGGGUUUUUGAGUUCUUGAAUCUAUUGCAGAAUUUCGAAUUCAAUUGCUUGAUUGCUACAUUUCAAUGGCGGCUUCUACGAUUUCCAGGCGAUUUCAUCAAUUCGGUAUCAAUCCAUUGCUCAACUCGACCAAAUUCAUGGAAUUGUAUGCUCUAAACGCUGCAAUUCAUGCUAAUAACGCUGCUGAUAACCGAUUAUACUCGUCGUUUUCUCCUCGUCAUGGAAGUAGGUAUAUCGAUACUAAAUCUAUUUCUCAGCUCGUCAGUUCUCAUGGUAGACGCUUGUUUCUCGUCGAUACUUUAGCACUUGUAAGGAAAUUAGAAGCUCAAGGUAUACCAUCGAAGCAAGCAGAAGUAAUUACCGCGGCAAUUACCGAGGUUUUGAAUGAUAGUCUGGAAAAUGUGGCUCAAUCUUUUAUGUCAAAGGGUGAAAUGCAGAGAUUUGAGAUGAUGCAGGAGGCUAACUUAGCUAAGUUCAAAUCUGAAGUACAGAGCUCACAGGACCAUCAUUUUUCUCUGUUGCAACGGGAGGCAGAGAAACUCCAAGGUGACAUAGAGAAGAUGCGUAGUGAGUUAAGGUAUGAAAUCGACAAAGUUACUGCUGGGCAGCGAUUGGAUUUGAAUCUGGAAAAAGGGAGGAUACGCGAUGAGUUGGCAAAUCAAACUGCAGAAACGAAUAAUCUCACCAACAAACUUGAUAGGGAAAUUCAUUCAUUAAGGGCUCAAGUGGAGGCUGCAAAAUAUGAUGUUAUCAAAUACUGCAUAGGUACCCUUGUUUCAAUCUCGGCUGUUGGCCUCGCUGUGGUGCGCAUUUUAUUGUGAGGACUACUGGAGUCACCCCCUUCAAGGCUUCAACAGCAUAGCAUCGCUUUUAACAAGGUGACUUUAACUUGGUUAAUGCUGUAGUGUUGUUUCGCGCUGCUACGAUCUUGAAUGCAUUGAAGGAAAGAUUUUCGCACGAAAUUUAGAUAAUAGAUCAAUAGCAACAGUUGUGGAUGUUUUUUUUUUCACUCCUGUUGGGCUGAUGAUAUGGCAGAAGAAAUAAACUGAAUAUAGAAGUACUGUCUCGAGUCCAAUCUUUUAGUUGUAACCUUUGUAACAAAUUAUGUAUGUCAACUUGUCGAUACAGUUUUUCUAUCCUGUCUUAUAUCUGGUUAGCAAAUUUAUCAUUUGUUAGUUAAUUUUUGCGUUGAAAACUAGAUAUUGUGUAACUUAUGGCUUUAAAACCUUUAGCUUCCCACUCUUUUUAUAUACUUUCUUGGUUUUUUUUUUA
Messenger RNA from Beta vulgaris subsp. vulgaris (sugar beet), 1567 nucleotides. RefSeq names its product protein FMP32, mitochondrial. NCBI's taxonomy places the organism in Eukaryota, Viridiplantae, Streptophyta, Magnoliopsida, Caryophyllales, Amaranthaceae. The coding region runs from base 361 to 1116 and encodes 251 amino acids. Gene Ontology annotation, cellular component: mitochondrion. The transcript is spliced from 7 exons. The record is from RefSeq and is a predicted model, not a curated record.